This is a messenger RNA of Salvelinus namaycush (lake trout), 1525 nucleotides long. Its product is annotated as interleukin-13 receptor subunit alpha-2-like. Gene Ontology annotation, biological process: cytokine-mediated signaling pathway. The transcript has 8 exons. Gene Ontology annotation, molecular function: cytokine receptor activity; protein binding. The coding region runs from base 277 to 1212 and encodes 311 amino acids. Gene Ontology annotation, cellular component: external side of plasma membrane. The record is from RefSeq and is a predicted model, not a curated record. Lineage: Eukaryota; Metazoa; Chordata; Actinopteri; Salmoniformes; Salmonidae.
AAAACCAGCAGGCUCCGACCUCGUAGGGUAAGAGUUGAAUACUCCUAGCAUGCAAACUCCGCCCAAUUUGCCAGUCCGGUGCACACUGUCACACGACAUGGAAUUAUAACUCACUCGCUGGAGUAAAUCCUGUGUUUGCUUUUGUUUUGUUUAUCUGAACGUGAGGCACAUGUAUUGUUUUCUCAGGUAUGGAGACAACUGCUCGACAAUUCUGGUGAACGUACCUUUGGAAUUCAGUGCGAGUUUUGGGGAGGCGCGCUCCAUCAGAAUUACGCAAUGGACAACAUGAUUUUGAAACGUAUGGAAUUUCUCUUGGUUCUACAAUACUUUAUUCCUUUGAUCACUCCAGAGGUUGCAGUUGAGAAAGAGUUGGUGAAGAACUUCCAGUGUUCCCUCUACUCCUCUAAGGCCAUGAACUGCAGCUGGCUUCCUGCCAAUCAGACCGGAGAUGACCUCCAGCUCUACUACUGGUACCCUGGUGAAUCCCACAAAACAGCAUGCAGUGACUACAAGGACAGAGCUGGUGAGAAGACAGGAUGUCGCCUGAGAGGAGACUUCCUUGAACAUGAUGUCUACUUCCACUUCAAUGGGACUCUCAAUGGUGUGUCUGUACAGAAAACCUUCCGGGUGUGUCCUGUACAUUAUGUCAAGCCCCCGGCCCCUAGGGUUAAGAUCACAGAGGAAGGAAAGGAUCUCAUUCUGAGCUGGGACCCUCCGGACUUAGCCGCUCACCACUGCUGGGUUUACAUCUUAAACUACAGCAAGUGUCAAGAGUUUCUGAGUAAGGAGAUACGAUACGAAUAUGAUAAUGUAGCUGUGUACGUGCCGUACGACCUGAGAUGCCAAUACAGAGUCCAGGUUAAAGCAGUAUAUCAGGAGUCAUGUGGGGCAGGAGGGAGCGACUGGAGCCAUGUUGAACUUUAUGGUGUGGAGGAUCUUCAUGUUGAUUGGUCGAUGACUGUGUUUGCCAUCCUCAUUCCAGCUGCAGUUGGCCUAUUCAUCAUCCUGUUUCUUUGUUGUUUCAUGAAGCACAGAGAGAAGCUUUUCCCCAAAAUUCCACAGCCUUCCUGGAUUUUGAAGGACAUGCUGAUCAGCAAUAAGGAACAGAAGAGCUCCAUAGGGAAUCUCUAUGUCCCGGUAGAGGAGGAGGUGGAAUGUAAGAUCAGCCUAGAGAAAGACCCUCCUCUUCUCAUGAUGCAGCCUGACCCCUGAGAGACUACACACUGACCCAGUUGUGAUUACUACAGUACAGACAGAUGCAUCCGGUAUGACCUGGGAGCCAGGUGAUUUCAGUGUCAUUGACCGACACUCAGAGCAAGCCAUGUUAAGGUGGACCCCAACUGCAUUGCUGAAGAAUGACAGGACUUGGAGCUCCGCAGUCGAUGGACCACUUUAACGAGUUGGACACAGACGGAGAGUGUGUGGAGUAUGGACUGUGGAGAGUAAACUCCGGAGAGUAGACUCCUUUUCCUGUGUUUUUCCUAGGACUGUUUUGAGGCGUUGACGCAAUGACUCCUGUAUUGUU